AGGAAAAUGUUUCGGGAAGUAAUCAUCGGUCUGAUCAAUGUCUUCAUGGGCGUAGACAUAUUUGAGAUAUUGGCAAAUGGUCGCACUGAGGUGGAAAAAUUGGGCAAGGCCCUACUUACCACAGCUUCGGCCCUGUUGGUUCUGGGCACCUUGUUUGCCCAAAAGCAGCACAGGGCUAAUAUUCUUUUAAUUUGGCUAACAUCAUCGCUGAUAUAUUUCGGUACACAUUUUUAUUCUAUUCGAAAAUGUUAUUCUUGCACAUGCACUUCUCUGUGGAUUUAUGCCAUUUUGCUUGUAUGCAUGACUGCUGUGAUCUACAAGGCCUAUACUAAGGAGCUGGAAAAAUCGAAGGAUAAAAAAUCAAGUGUGGGGGAAAAACAGCCAACACCCACAGCUCCAGAGGAAUCACAUCCCCCUAUAUACAAUUCAAUUAUUCCUCAAGUUCAUGUUUAUUAAACGUUUUGUUUAUAAUUUAUUUUUAUUGUUGAAAUGAGCAACGAAUAUUAUUUCCUACGAACGUUUUAUAUGUUCUGUAAUUCAGUUUUA
Drosophila kikkawai is the source of this 546-nucleotide messenger RNA. RefSeq lists its product as uncharacterized. NCBI's taxonomy places the organism in Eukaryota, Metazoa, Arthropoda, Insecta, Diptera, Drosophilidae. The record is from RefSeq and is a predicted model, not a curated record.